GGCUGGCGGCGGCGCGCGGUGAGCACGGAGGACGUUAGCCCGCGCUCGGCCGCCGCGACGCACGCGUUGUCCUCGCUCCGCACGCCGCACUUAAUAGUUCCGCAGCCGUGGCAGGUUUCGGUGCAGUGUCGUGAUGUUCACGCCGUGAAACGCCUCCCCUUGUGUGCCUACUUCCUUCCUACUCGUGUGUCGGAUUGUUCUUCGAGUUUCACUAUGGGUGAAUCACUGCUGAAAGAGGAUCCCCUCUCCAGGAUCCAACGGGAGAUCAUAGAAGUGACAGAGAGGGAGCGUGAGUUCAAGGAGGGACAUUUCCGUAUCAACAGACUCCACUCGGAGUCGACCAUCGAGGUAAACAAGCAGAACGGCCAUACGAACGGCGACGCUCACGACAAGCCGCCGAGGGCCCUCAACCGCGCGGUGUCUACUUCGCACCUCAUGGGGCCUAUCACCCCGUCGCCGCCACUCGCGCCCGCUCUACUCAGCAACGGGUACACACGCCGGUUCACGCCCCAGACCGGGACCAAAGGUUUGAUGCAACGCUUCAUAGCGAACAAGGGCAAGCUGCCGGCCCCCUCAUCCAACACCCCGCCCUCGCCCGUCGCUCUGGCGCCACCGCCGCUCGCCUUCACCCCCUCGCCGGUGAUCGCACCCGUCGUGUCACCUCCCGUCAUCACGCCGGUCAUCACGCGCACUCCUGAAGGAAAACCAGUCCGGAAGGGCUAUGUGCCCGUCGAGGAAAAGAUCCAAAAGGAACUGAGAGAGAUGAAAGACAGAGAACACGAGUUGAAGCGUAUGAGGAAGAAACAGAAGCCGUUUGACAUCGACUUAAGUGAUAAUGAAACAAGUUCCGAGUCCGAGGAUGAGGAAAUCCCGAUGCCGGGCAAACUAAAAGCUACAAAAUCUAUAGGUGAAUUAUAUGAAGCCCUUAACGAGGAAUUGAGAUCACCUUCGCCUAGGAACAGCUCGGGACAUGAAUCCUUGGGAAGCUUGAAACCGGCUAAAUCGCUGGCUGAGUUGUGCGAGUUAACUCCCGGCCAAGAGUUCCUCGCACCCAGCUCGACGCGCCUCAUCGCGCAGUGGGAGUCCAUCAUACAGCAGAAGCAAGAAGCUGGAGCUGCUUAAUGACAAGACUACAAGGGCAAGAUAUUGGGUAACAUUUAUGGAGCGCAUUAUGACGCUGUCGAGCGUUGCGUAAAUCAAGAUUCAUCGCGUUAACGAGUAUUAGCAACAGUGAAAAUUGGAUGUAAAGCCGAACAAGUGUGCGCAGAUUCGGCAGCGUUGUGUGAACAUGAUGGCUAUGUAACGGUACGCUGUUACACGUGGUGCCGCGAGGUGUGAGUGCAUUUUACGAGGGUAAUUUAAAGUGGUUUCAUUAAAGCAGUAAACAAGCGUUUCGAGUGUGUACGAGUCGCGCCGAUCGGUUUCUUGUCGACUGAUCGAUCGCAGAGCAAUUAAUUUUCUCCAGAUUGCGAACAAUGCAAAUGAUGGUUAUCCGUAACGGCAAUUAUCUCAAGCAUGCGCAGUUGGAAAGCGGCCGAUACAUGCUGCGAACUCGUCUCCGAGUGUGAGUAAAAUAGUUUCUUCCUAUUGUUUGAAGCUGUGGGCGCCUAUGAAAAACUCGAUAGAUUUCAUGGCGGCGCCGCUUUCCCGCCUGUACGCCACCGCUUCUCUCGACUCGCAGGUAAAGACGCCAUUGUAGCACUUUUUCAGUUGUCAUUGUGAGAAAUGCCUAAGCACAGACACAAGAAACCACAUGAAUAGCAACUUGAAUCGAAACCACAGCGCGCCUGGUAGCUUAUAAUUAACUUAGUGAUGUGAGAGGUGAUACAUAAAUGACUUCCACUUGUGUUACUUUUCACCUUGAGAGCAACAACCAUCUAUUUUCAUAGCAAUUUGCGAAAGCCUCAUGUGCCGAGUCGAAUGUAUACUGUUGUCUAUAGUAUUUUAAGUUAAUGAAUGGGGUCCCUUUUCUCACGCUCUACUGAGCUUUAAACCCAAUGCCAUGUUUAUUGAAAUCUGAAAUACCUGCCAUGCUACUCAUUAUAUACACGAAAAAAAUGGGCACUUUCAUUUAUUGCAUAUGUUAUUACUGCUUGUCGUGAGCGCGACGCGGUGCGCACAUUACACCUAAUCGUCCAUCGCUAAUUCGCAACAUGUAAAACAUUUUUCCAAUAGAUAAGCCGCGAUUAUAUCGGUGUCGUUAUAAAUAAUGUCGCUUAUAAACGUUGUAAAAUUAACUUAGCUGUCUUUUAUGUUACGAUUACCAGCAUUUCUUUGGGUUUCUUUAGUCAGACUGUCGGCUUGAAAUUCUCAGAAUGAGUGAAAGUUGUUAGGCGCGCUCACAUCUCCGCCCGAACAGCAUACCUAAGGUCGAAGCUGGACUUCGAAAGAAUGUUUUUGUAUUAUUUAUUGUACUUAAAUAAAUUAUGUGUCUUAUUGUUGUCACAUUUAGACAAAUUGAACAUCAAAAAUUAAUAUUUUAGACAAAAUUAUAUGAAAUCUUUCGUAGAAGUGUCAAAUAGAGUGUGCCUUAUAUUGUAUCGUAGUUGAUAGCACAAGGGUACUAAUUUUGUCAAGGAUUAACAUGAAGCGACUAGAAGCCAUGUAUGACAAAUGUAGGGAUAGUGUCAUGUGGAUGCCGUCAGUUCUCUGGCUAGGUUUUGUUACUAACAUUUUGUGAAAGGAGACUUUUGUGUAACCACAGGCGAAUGCAAUGGACAGACCCAUGGUCUUUGCUUUUAAAGUGGUUGAAAAUGGUAUUCCCAUUUGAGAAAUAUAAUUUGAAUAUGUGAAAUCUACUUUUCCCUGCUGUAACAUGUUUAGAUAGCCGGCCAGGGGGAUGACGUCAUCAACAACCAUAGCGACACACACGUUAGGACUAGAGCAUGUAAAUAAUUUAUUUAUUAGAACCCAACAAACUAUUUUCCUAGCAUAAUAUUAAAUUUAGUCAAUUUAAUUUUAGUAGAAUGGAGCAAAUAGUUAUUGAUGAGAUUCUUAGUAGUUAAAAUUGUUGCAAUAAUGUUUUAUAGAGUUUAAGUUUGUUGCUAGUGUAGAGGCAAGUGUUUGAAACUUGCAAUAGAAGCAUUAUUGAUACAAAUAUUGUUAAUUUAUGCUGUACUUUAUAAAGGGCUUCUGUGAACAUAAGCGAGUGUGGAGCCGUCCUAUUCUGUAGGGUGUCUACUUCACCCACCUUGAAAACAGCUUUGAUACUACGUACCUACGUGCAUACUUACCUAUGUAGAAGCACACUAUGGCAAAAUUGUGAGUAGAAAUUAGUAAAAAUACACUUUAAAAUACACGUUAGCAAUAUUUCUUGCAGCUUUUUCAUCACAGUUUUAUGGUGACUAAUUGCAUAUUUUGUGUUUUCAGUGAACGAAAAAGUCACAUACUUAGCUAUUUAUUGCCAAAUUCUAUAAAAUGACAAGGCUAACUCUUGCCUCAAAUCUAAUCAAAUAUUAUAGUCGCUCCUUAUUAGAGACUUUAUUUACAGUGUUGUCUUCGUCUUAUGCUUCAGCAUUGUGCUUAGUACCCUCAAGUAUCAAUGCCUUAAAUAGCGGGUACCUAUCCUUACAUUCAAUUCAGUUACAAUCAAUUUCAGUACCAACUUAAAUAUGUUUGCCUUUGUCUUUAUUAUAGUAAAAUAAGAUAGACAACAGGUAAGAACAUUUUCUUUCAAUAAGUUAACCCUUAAUCAAACUCGGUUCUGCAAAAAAUCGGACCUGUCAAAGCUUCAGGUUACGUAGCGGACUCCGUGAAAACGGGAUACGUAUAAACAAACCCUUAAUAAACGGGGUACAUAGCGUCUAUUCCGGGGUGAGUUUACUUUCAAUAAGUACUGGUAUUUCUAUGCUAUGCAAUAUUAUCUCUUAAUAUGAAGAUUUCAAGUUUCAAGCAGAAGUGAAAUUCUUCUGGAAUAGGUCUAUCUCGCUUGUGUUAAUAGAAGCCACAGCCUCGCACUAACCACUGUUCGUGUACAUUCCGUCAAACCAACAUUGUGAUAUGAAAUUGCCUUAAAUAUUGUUAUAUGAAAUGAUUAUAUUCCACUUAGUAACUAAUUAUUGUGUCAGAAAUGUCUAUAUAUGUCUACAUAUUUACUAGUUAACACAAACAAACUGCAUUUUAAUGCGUAAAGGAAACUACAUCAGUGUUUUUUUUUUAAUUAUUUCGUGCAUACUUUAAGUUUGCACAACGUUUUUCUUAGAUCUUAAUCAGCAAGUGCCUACAUACGUGCCUAAACUUUUUUUUAUAUUGUUAGACUAAUGUAUUUUCCUUUGCGUAUUCUGAAAUUUUGAUGUUAAUUUAUGAUAUUUUUUAAGUAUUUCGCAAUAAAUUCAUUGUCAAUUUUUACAUA
Molecule: messenger RNA, 4351 nt
Organism: Pectinophora gossypiella (pink bollworm)
Lineage: Eukaryota; Metazoa; Arthropoda; Insecta; Lepidoptera; Gelechiidae
Gene: mdu
Exons: 2
Coding region: 214-1122 (302 amino acids)
Source: RefSeq, a predicted model, not a curated record